Molecule: messenger RNA, 1967 nt
Organism: Vespa mandarinia (Asian giant hornet)
Lineage: Eukaryota; Metazoa; Arthropoda; Insecta; Hymenoptera; Vespidae
Cellular component (GO): nucleus
Source: RefSeq, a predicted model, not a curated record
AGUGUAUAUAUAACGAAAUGGCGGGACAACAAGCGAGGUCGCCAUAGUGAAAUAAAUAGAAGAAGAAAAGGCGGGAUAAAGGAAUACAUUUGCAGACGUUGUGCCGUGAAUACGUAAAUCGCUUGUGAUUUUAAAUUGCAUAAUUAACUAUGGUUGAAUCAGAUCAAAGUAAUGAGAGUAGAGAGGCAGGUGAUGAAAUGUCACCUUCAGAAAUAUCUAAUGAGACAAUAAAAACAACUGGUAAAAGACAACGUCUGGUAUCUUCAGAAGAAGAAAAAUUACUUACCAAGAAGCCUUGUAAUUCUAUAGAUAAAGAUUUACCAGCGUCAAAUGGAUCAACAUCAAACAAUACCAAUGAUGAUACAAAAGAAGAAGUAGAACAAAAUACAAAUUCAACAAACAAUCAGAAAAGUGUAUCUUCACCAACAAAUGAAAUUCAUACAGAUUCGACUAAAGGAGAACAAGAAAAUGAAGGAAGCGGUUCACCACACACAACUAAUAGUACAAAUGAAGUAGAUGACGACUUCUGCAAUGCGUCUACAGAUUCUCUUGAUUUUGCUGAAAAAAUUGACAAAUCUAUUGAAGAUGAAAAUACUGAAGUUUCACUGAAAUGUAAAGAAGAUAGCGGAAAUGAAUCAUCUAAAGAAAACAUCAAUUUAAAUGUUACAAUGUCAUCUACCAAAGAAACAGAGGUAGUAGAUGGAUUGGAACUUUCUGUAGAAUGCGCAAGUGAUAAGGAAGAAUCUAGUUCUGAAAGUGAAAAAGAUGACAAUCAUAAACCAAAAACAAAAACAAUUAUUGUAAAAGCAAAGCCAAAUGAAUCUGAACUUGAUGUUAGUUCAUCUGAAGUAGAAGAAUCAAAUGAACAAAAUUUGAAGAACACUUUACAUACAAAGAAAAAUCUUAAACAAGGCAAACAAAAAAGUCUCAAAACAUCUUCCACCGUAAAGAAGUCUUCUGAAGGUUCAGAAGAUAGUUCAGACAAUAAUAUUCAAGAUGAAGAAUAUAAACCACAAAAUAAGAAAAAAACUAAGAAGAGUUUAAGUAAGAAAAACACGAAAACCUUACCUGAUUCCAAAAGAGGUGGUCGCGGUGUACGAAAAGGUCAAGGUGCAAAAAAAAGCCAAGAUAAAAAUUUGAUUAAUGACAAUGAAGAUGAGGAUAAUAAUGAUGAUGACGAUAAAGGCAAUAACAUUGAAAAGAAUGAUAAUAAAGAUAUUGGUGAUAAAGUAAUCAAAUCAGUUGAUAAAAAUAAAGAUGAACAAGAGCAUAAUUCAUCAGCUAAAGAAACAUCCGGUAGUGAAAGUGAAAGUAAUAAUGAUGACCCAGAUCAAACAAAAGAUGGUAAACAGAAGAAACGCAGUUCUAAUAGACCUGAAGAUGAUAAGAGGAUACAAUCAUUAAAAAAGUAUAUAAGAACAGCUGGUAUAGCUGUGAAAUCAUAUCAAGAAAUAUGGAGUGGAUGCAAAUCUAAUGCUGCGAGAGUACGACGAUUAAAAUCAUUGCUUGAAAAACAUGGAGUUCAUGGAAGACCAACUUUAGAGAAGUGUAAAAAAGUGAAAGAACGCAAUGAAAGAUUAAAAGAAGUAUCUGAAUUGGAUAAGAGUAAUAUUAUAUCAGAAGGGCGCAUUACACGUUCUCGUAAAGGUAUGAAUACUAACAAGAACUCCUUAGUCUUACCAGAAACUCCAUCACGAUAUCGUGAAGCUCGCAGCACGUAUAAAAGAAUUCAAACUGUUAUUGACAGUGACUCUGAGUAAUGUAUAUGUAAUAUUUAUUUAUAUAAAUUGUUUGUAUGAGUGUGCGUGUAAUUGUAUCUUAUAUCUAUUUAUAAAUAUAAUUCUACAUUAAUGAGAAGUAAUAAUCGUAUUACAAAAAAAAAUGUAUUUUUGGCAUUUUUGUAAUAAGAUAAAAAGUAUUUUUAUGAAAUUUAUUUGAUACGUAAAAAUAGAAAUCUUUUCAAUGAA